Molecule: messenger RNA, 2052 nt
Organism: Aspergillus heteromorphus CBS 117.55
Lineage: Eukaryota; Fungi; Ascomycota; Eurotiomycetes; Eurotiales; Aspergillaceae
Exons: 1
Coding region: 1-2052 (683 amino acids)
Biological process (GO): DNA-templated transcription; regulation of transcription by RNA polymerase II
Cellular component (GO): chromatin
Molecular function (GO): zinc ion binding; RNA polymerase II cis-regulatory region sequence-specific DNA binding; DNA-binding transcription factor activity, RNA polymerase II-specific
Source: RefSeq, a predicted model, not a curated record
AUGUCCUUGGAGAGACCACCCCACCCCCAAUCAGCGACCGAAUACGGCUCCAUAGAUGCCUCCGCGGCUGCCCCGGGUGCUGACUUUGGGUGGGACAAUUUCGCCUUCUCCUUCCCCGACUUCAUCCCGUCCCAGUUCCUGGACACGGACGUUUCACUCUCCGAUCUCCUGGAGCAGUUCCCCACCCAGGAAUCGGAGCCUCAGCUCCCUUUCCAGUCGCCAUUGCAAUCCAAACAAAACUACCUCUCCUCGUUAGAGGAUCCCACGCCCUUUGAUGCGUCCCAGACCGUGCCGCGGCGCUUACCGUCGAUUGACGACCAACUGCCCAAGACCGGGCUGGACACCGAACUGGACACCCCCGGCAAUCCAUGGGCACUGUCCGCUGCCACUUACAAGACCAUACUGGAGAAGGUCGCCCACAAGCGAUCGGCUCUACCAGACUUCUCGCUCCCGUCCCGAUGUGCCCUCGUCCGCUACCUCGAAGGCUACUUCCGCGGCUUCCAUGACCAUCUGCCCUUCAUCCAUGUCCCGACCUUCCACCCCGAGACCAUUGAGCUGGAGCUUCUCCUGUCCAUGGCCGCCGUCGGUGCGCUACAUCGCUUUGAACAUGUCCGCGGGCACGGCCUGUACAUGGCAGCGCGAUCUCUCAUCGAUCAAGGCGCCGAGCACCGUCGGAGACAUCUGGUCGGGCAGCUGGCACGUCGGCCACCCUCAUAUGGGACCGCGAGUCCCGCUACCUCCCACUCCAACACCUCGCACAGUCACACAACCCCCGGCAGCGUGAGCCCCAGCGAGUCCCAACCCUCCGAUCCAGGGCCACCCUUGGGCUAUCUCCAACAGGCCCAGUCGCUGAUCAUCCUCAUGGCCAUGAGCGCCUGGGGGGAUGAGAUUCUCGUACCGGACAGCUUGGCGAUGAGCAGCCAACUGGCGGUUCUCGCGCGCUCCCUCGGAAUCCAGCGGCCCGACAGCUGCGGUAAUGAAAACCUGACGUGGCGAGCAUGGAUCGCUCACCAACAGCGACGCCGUACCUUGCUGGUAGCAUACUCCCUGUUCAACCUCCAAAGCAUCAUCUUCAACAUCCCCCCCAUGAUCCCCACCAGCGAGGUCGGCCUCUGUCUCCCAUCGUGUGAAGCAGAAUGGAAGGCCUCGUCGUCAGCAGCCUGGGAGCGCCAUCGCGCAGUGUCCGCCCUCGGCGAGCGUUCCUUCCCCGCAACCCUAAACCAACUCCUCUGCGGCCAAGACAUCACGCAAGGCGGCCUCAUCUCGCCCUUCUCCAACUACAUCCUCAUCCACGGCCUCGUCCAGAAGAUCUACUUCGAGCGCCAAGCCGCCGACUUCAUCCCCCAGCAGACUUUCCCGAUGCGCCCCCAGUCUCUGGAGAAUAUCGAGACCGCCCUGAAGUGCUGGCAGUGUUCCUGGGAAGCAACCUGGGAGUCGACUUUAGAUCCGUACUCUCCGAAGGGUCCACUCGGGUUCAACGCCACCGCGCUGCUCCGUCUCGCGUACAUCCGUCUGAACUGCCACUCCGGCCUCUGUCACGAUCUCUUGUCCGGCGACCCCAUCCGCCUCAAAUCCCUCGUCUCGGACUCGCACCUCGACUGUCUCUCCCGCUCCCCCUCCCUCGACAGAGCCGUGCUGCAGUGUAUCCACGCCCUCAGCAUCCCCGUGCGCGUCGGAAUCCCCUACCUCUCCCGCACGCAGACCCUCCACUGGAGCGUGCAACACUCCAUCUGCCAUCUCGAGUGCGCCUUCCUCCUCAUGCGCUGGAUGCAGACCAUCUCCAAAGCCGUGGCUAUGGGCGGCAUGGCGUCGCUCCGCGGGGACGAGCGCAAGCUGAUCACCAUGGCAAGACAUCUGAUUCAGGAGACCGAUUUGGAGUUUCUCAUGGACGGUCAGGAUGGCGAGUUUGUCAAUCUGGAUUGUCUGACCGUGGCGACCGCGCGGCUGUGGGCGGAGAUCUCCGGUGGAAUUCAUGUCUUUAACAUUGUCCAUCGGAUUGGGGCGUCGUUGUCGAGCAUUGCGGAUGCGUUGGAACAUUUGCUUGUGCGGUGA